Messenger RNA from Rhagoletis zephyria (snowberry fruit fly), 2080 nucleotides. RefSeq names its product prestalk protein-like. NCBI's taxonomy places the organism in Eukaryota, Metazoa, Arthropoda, Insecta, Diptera, Tephritidae. The record is from RefSeq and is a predicted model, not a curated record.
UUGUAUUGUCAAUGGUGUUUUCAUACGUUUGCCACCACCAAAAGUGAUACUGAUAACGCGACAGGUGUGUUGAUUAGAUUGCGCAUGGCGUGGCUACAUUGAAAUUUUGUUAAAAGGCCAAAGACUAGAAUGCGAUUGGCAUUAAAAGUGAACGGAAGUGUCUAAAGGCAAACAGUGAAAAUAAAGUGAGAAAAAGUAUUUUAGUGUAUACAAAUUUUGCUGGGAUUUUUUUUGUAUCUUAUAGAAGAAGAAAAGGUGCAACGCAGAAUAUGUUGUGCCACAAUUUGAAAUGGUUUGCCGCGAUCUUUGUCGCUAUAAUGCUAAUUGGGCGCACACUCGCACAGACAACAACUGAUUUUACUUGCAUUCAAUGCGAUAAAACGGCUGACUGCCUGACAAAUGUUGCCGUUACAGCGAUGAUUGCCUGCACUGAUACAAAAAAGUGCUAUACAAAACUUAAUGAUGACCAAUCUGUUACCCGCGGUUGUUUGGCAACGACGGAUACAUGCACCGAGCCCAGUUGCCUUAGUUGCGAAACUUCGAAUUGCAACAAGCACAAUCUCUGCAAGUCCUGCAACUCAACGACUACGGCCGAGUGUGCCCAAACCAAUGCGACUACACUGAGUAAUGCGAUCUGCAGCAGCGCCGAUACCAAAUGCGUGAUUAGUGUGAUGCAGAGCAGAACCGAACGAGGCUGUAUAACAGCGGAGUUGGAAACAACUUGCACCAAUGAGAAGACAUGUAAAAUGUGCACGGGUGCCCUCUGCAACGUGGGCAUAUUUCCAGCGGAUCGCCUCAACUGCACCCAAUGCACCGAGUCGGAUGCGAACUGUGCCAGCGCCAGCAGCAACAUUGUGGCACUGCCUUGCUUGUUAUAUGCGGCCGACGACAAGUGUUAUAUGUAUGCCAGCGAUGCGACGCAUGUGACGCGCGGCUGCAGCUCCGAUGCGUCUGAAAGUAAUAAAUGCGCAGCUGACAGCACUGAUGCGCUAUGUAAAACUUGCAGCACAAAUGAUUGUAACGGAUGGAGUUACAAUGUGGAUCAAACGCUACAGUGUGUGACAUGCUCCAGCGCUACGGAUGCCCAAUGCGCCUGGGGACAAGCGGCCAGCAAUGCUGCGAGUUGUACAAACCAAUUGGUAUAUUCGCAGGAGGGUAAAUGCUAUACGCGCACCGAUGCGACUGGUACGGUGACACGUGGCUGUUACUAUGAUCUUGACGAUGCGGCGCAGACGGCGUGCGCGCAGGGUAUCAACUGUACGAUUUGCACAAAUGCCAAUGGAUGCAAUAAUGUUGAUGCGAAGAAUUUCACUUGUAUUCGUUGUCGAAGUGACAACUUUGCUGGCUGUCGUAAGCAGGCCGAUAAAAUUGGUGGUGAAAAGUGCACUAAUCUAGUGACAUCGGAUGAGGAGGCCAAGUGCUUUACGAGCGUUUGGAAUAAUGACUUAGUUAUUCGCGGCUGCGUUGUUGAUUUGGACGACACUGAUAAGCUGAUUUGCAAUGACACUACCAACGAGAGUUGCCAAGUUUGCAAUACAACAAAUUGCAAUACGAAGGCAGUGAAUAACGGUGCGGCAUAUUUGCUGCUUUCAAAUGGACUAUUGGCUGCUGCUGCUCUGCUAACAAUGUGGCGUCUAAAAUGAAGUGGCUUGCAAUAUGUUUACCAAUACACAAACAUUACAUACAUUAAUAUUAACAAUAAGACAUAAAUAUUUUAUAUUCAAAAAAAAAGUAUAAAUACGCACUAACAUUUGCUUUAACUGCUCACUAAUUAUGUACAUAUGUAUGUAUGUAUAUUUAUUAUUUAUAUGUUCAUAAAUAAGAUGUAAUUAAUAAAAAUUGGAGUACCAACACAAAUUUAAUUCUUUUUUUUUAUUCGAAUUAAGGAAUAGUUGACAUAGUUUUUAAUAGAUAUUUAGCUUUAAUUACGACAAAAUUCUAUUUACUUCAAACUAAAAAUGUAAAACACACAAAACUAGCGAUUCCCAGCCAAAAGCUAAGCAUUGCAUUACUUCGGAUAGCAGAUGAUGGCGCCAAUAGGUUGUUGCAACCCUUCUCGUAACAAAGUAUGCACUUUUUC